Paramecium octaurelia is the source of this 803-nucleotide messenger RNA. Lineage: Eukaryota; Ciliophora; Oligohymenophorea; Peniculida; Parameciidae. The record is from the annotation of a GenBank genome assembly.
UGGAUUUCAUGCACUUUCAAACUUUUUAUCGACAGACAAUAAAUGAAUAACAAAUUAGCAAACAUAAUUCAAUAAUCAUCAAAGACACAUCGGAGUUUUAAAAAUACUUCAUCUGAUUGACGGACUUAACCACAAUGAAGCCUAUUGCAAAAAGGGGUAACAAGCAAUACUACUCCUCUUAGAUUCAAUUUAUGAAGCCAAUCCAAGAAUCCUUAAUAUAUUUUUAUUAAAUUUAUAGUUCAAUUUAGAAAGCAAAUCAGCUUAAAGAAAAGAUAUAGUUUUUCGCUUACAACGCACAUCUUUCAUUAAAAUAUAACCUUCCACACGUGAACUAAAGGGUAUACUAAUAAUUUCUAAAUAAUUAUUUGAUAAAAUAUUAUAGCGUAAAUUGGAUAAUAAAAUGUUUCAACUGAAUUCUUAUAUCAUCUCAAAUUUAGAACUCGAAAAUUAAUCUUCUUUAAGGAAUUUAAUUGAAAAAAUUAAUGCUAAGAGAAAUUAUAAGCAAGAUAUAAAUAAUAAUCUAAAUUAUUUGAUAUUUUCAAACUAUUUAAUACUAAAAAAACUUCUCGUAAAAUAAUAUAUAAAAAUAGGGAAAUAAGUACUUUGUAUAUUAUGAGAGAGCAGAUCAUGGGAUGAAAGAUAAGAAAUUCAGCAUGAUAAAUUUGAAAUUUUCGAAAUCCUUUUAAGUGAGAGGGAAAUUAAUAUAGUUGAUAAAGUUUAGUCUUCGAAUUUUAAGAUGUUUAAUUUACAAAUUAAAUAUUUCAAGAAAUAAAGUUAAUAAAAUCUUAAUAAUUAGAUUUUGA